Molecule: messenger RNA, 3591 nt
Organism: Seriola dumerili (greater amberjack)
Lineage: Eukaryota; Metazoa; Chordata; Actinopteri; Carangiformes; Carangidae
Product: mucin-5B-like
Exons: 27
Coding region: 1-3591 (1196 amino acids)
Cellular component (GO): extracellular matrix
Molecular function (GO): protein binding
Source: RefSeq, a predicted model, not a curated record
AUGCCAGUGAUGACAGAAGUGAGACACUCUCACGACGACCAGUUCUGCAGUACAUGGGGAAACUACCAUUUCAGGACUUUCGAUGGAGAUUUCUUCCAGCUUCCUUUCACUUGCAACUACAUCCUCGCAUCCCAGUGUAAAGGCAGCUAUGAGGAUUUCAAUAUUCAGCUCCAGCGACAGGAGAUACAUGGGGUCAUCACCAUCAAGACGGUCACUAUGAAACUUGAGGGGAUUGUUGUGGAAUUAGCCAACACUUCCAUCAAAGUUGAUGAUAACCUUGUCGCUAUACCAUUCAGCCAAGAUGGCAUUUCAAUUGAAAGAAGUGCUUCAUAUGUCAAAAUCCAGGCAAAGCUGGGUUUGGUCAUCAUGUGGAAUCAAGAAGACUCCCUCUGGGUUGAGCUGGAUGCAAAAUUCAAGAAUCAGACAUGUGGCCUGUGUGGUGACUUCAACGGAGUCCAGAUUUAUGAUGAGUUCAUCAGAGCAGGGGAUUCUGUUACUCCUGAGGAUUACGGGGAGGUCUGGAAAGUCAAUGGUCCCACUGAAAACUGUGAAGAAAUCUCUACAGCUACAAAGACCUGUGCAGACCAGAAAGACCUCUGCAAGAACCUGCUGUCAGGACCUGCCUUCCUCAGCUGUCAAAACCUGAUUGAUACUGACUCCUUUAUCAAAGCCUGUGCAAAGGAUUUGUGCCAUUGUAAGAGCAACAGCACUUCAUGCUUGUGUUCGACCAUCUCAGAGUACUCCCGUCAGUGUGCUCACACAGGCGGGAAACCACAGCAAUGGAAAACCACGCAACUAUGUGCAAGAACAUGCCCCUUCAACAUGGAGUACAAAGAAUGUGGUAGUCCCUGUACUGACACCUGCAGCAACCCCCAGAGAAGCCAAAUGUGUGAGGAUCACUGUAUAGAUGGAUGCUUCUGUCCACCCGGGACUGUCUUUGAUGACAUUACACAAAGUGGGUGUGAUGCUGUCAACCAGUGCUCCUGCUUACACAAUGGCAAGCCAUACAAUCCAGGGGAAACAUACUCAAGGGCAUGUCAUGAAUGCACCUGUACUAAGGGUGAGUGGAGCUGCAAGGAUAUGAACUGUCCUGGUAUCUGCUCCAUACUGGGGGGCUCCCACAUCUCCACCUAUGAUGACAAAACAUAUACUUUCCAUGGAGACUGCUCUUAUGUCCUCUCCAAGGUUAGAAAUUCAAACUAUUUCACUGUCCUUGGUGACCUGGUCAGAUGUGAAAAAUCAGACAAAUCAACUUGCCUGUCUGCAGUCACUCUAAUGCUGCCAAAACACACGCAGAUGAUUGUAGUUGAAGCCAACGGACAGGUCUUUUAUAACAAAUUGGUCUCUCAACUGCCUUUUUUCAUGGAUGACAUAACAGUCUUCAGCCCAUCGACAUUCUUCAUUGUUAUCCACACCACCUAUGGGCUUGAUCUUGAGAUUCAGCUCACACCCGUUAUGCAGAUCUACAUCAAAGCCAGUGUGUCCAAUAAGGGAAAACUCAAUGGCCUUUGUGGAGAUUUUAAUGAUGUUGGGGCUGACGACUUCAGAACCACAAAUGGAUUGAUUGAGGGAACGGCUGGGACAUUUGCCAACACAUGGAAGACCAAAUCAAGCUGCCCCGAUGUGACAAAUAUACUAGGGGACCCCUGCAUUUUGAGCGUAGACAAGGAGAAAUACGCCAAACACUGGUGCUCCUUGCUGUCAGACCCAAAAGGGAUUUUUGCCAAGUGCCAUUCUGAAAUAAACCCAGAAAACUAUCAAGCUUUUUGUAUUUAUGAUACUUGCGCCUGUGAAAACAGUGAGGAGUGCAUGUGUGCUGCCAUAUCGUCCUAUGUCCAUGCAUGUGCUGCUGAAGGUGUCUUACUGAAUGGAUGGAGGGACACCACGUGCCAGAAAUACACAAGGGCCUGCCCUUCUACUUUGGUGUACGACUACCAGAUGAAAAGCUGUGGUCGCACCUGUCGCUCUCUUAGUCAGUCAGACCUAACAUGUGAGGUUGAAAUUACUCCACUUGAUGGCUGUGGCUGUGCUGAAGGAACUUACCUAAAUGAGAAGGGGGAGUGUGUAUCAGCCUCACAAUGUGCUUGUCAUAUGGGAGACACAGUGGUGCGGCCCAGGCACGUCAUCAGGGUCCAUGGACAAACUUGCUCCUGCCAUGCAUGCGCCAGUCCAAUGGUUUUCUUCAGCUGCUCCAAUGCAAAGCCAGGUGACAAGGGAUCAGAGUGCCAAAAAAGCUGUCAGACUCUGGACACAGAAUGUGUCAACACACAGUGUAUCUCGGGCUGUGUAUGUCCUGCUGGUCUGAUGGCAGAUGGUAAAGGAGGCUGUGUUGAGGAGAAGGACUGUCCCUGCCCACAUAAUGGACAAUUUUAUAAUUCUGGACAGACUCUCACUGUGGACUGCAACACCUGCACCUGCAAAAACAGUAAAUGGAAUUGUACACAUCAUGAAUGUGGUGGAACCUGUACCAUAUAUGGAGAAGGGCAUUACAUCACUUUUGAUGAAAAGGAAUUCUCCUUUAAAGGGGGCUGUGGUUACAUCUUCUCGCAGGAUUAUUGUGGGGAUGAUAUGAAUGGCACCUUCAGGGUCGUGACUGAGAGCAUCCCAUGUGGAACAACUGAAAGCAUCUGCUCCACUGUUAUCAAGCUCUACUUAGGGAACAAAGAAAUUGUUCUUUCAGAAGAAAAUGUCAGAGUUAUUGAGCAAAGCAAAGGGGUGGACAUACCCUAUCACAUCAGCACUAUAGGUACAUAUCUUGUCAUUGAGGCAAAGAAUGGCCUUGUUGUCAUCUGGAAUAAAAAGACAACACUGAUGAUCACACUCAGCUCCACAUUCAAGGGCAGAGUCUGUGGUCUGUGUGGGAAUUAUGAUGGGAACAUCAAGAAUGAUUUCACCACCAGAAACAAAGAAGUUGUGGUUGAAGCCCUUGAGUUUGGGAACAGCUGGAAAGUGUCGCCUACCUGUCCUAAUGCAGACAAGCUAAAAAAUCCCUGCAGUCUGUACUCACACAGGCAGGCCUGGGCAUUAAAACACUGCAGCAUUAUCAAUAAUGAAGUAUUUGCUGAGUGCCAUUCAAAGGUGGAUCCCCAAAGCUUUUAUGAUGCCUGUGUGAAAGACACAUGCGCCUGCAAUACAGGGGGAGAUUGUGAGUGUUUCUGCUCAGCAGUAGCAGUCUACGCAGCAGUCUGUAAAAAGGCCGGGGCCUGCGUGAAAUGGAGGACUCCCACAAUUUGCCCUCUAUUCUGUGAUUUUUACAACCCUGAUGGAGAGUGUGAAUGGCACUAUGAGCCUUGUGGAAAACCUUGCAUGAAGACAUGCAGGAAUCCCUCAGGAAUAUGCUACAAUCAAAUCCCAGCAUUAGAAGGGUGCUAUCCAAGAUGCCCACCUGAAAGACCUUAUGUGAGAGAACCUACCAUGGAGUGUGUAUCAAAGGAGAAAUGUGGCUGCUAUGAUGAUGAAGGAAAACAUUACAAAGAUGGGGAAUUCAUGCCUCCAAAGGAAAACUGUCACAACUGUUACAUCUUCACCAACAACUACAACAGAAAGGUCCUCCACAACGUCAGUAACAACUACAGAAAAGCCCAGCACUAG